GGCUGCACAGCCCCAGCUCUCUCAGCUCACAGUGGAAGUGUUCCAUCCCUUGGAUCAUAUUUGUGGCUCCCCUCUGGAUGUGCUCCAACAGCUCUGUGUCUCUCCUGUACUGAGGACUCCACAUCUGGAUGUAGUGCUCUAACUGAGGUCUUACCAACAUGGAGUAGAGGGGCAGGAUCACCUCCCACAACUUGUUGGCCAUGCUGCUUUAGAUACAGCUCAAGAUACAGCCAGCUUUCUGGGCUGCAAGGGUACCUUGCUGGCUCACAGCCAGCUUGCCAUCCUCCAGUACCCCAAGGCCUUUUCAGCAGGGCUCUGCUAAAUAAUUUUGUAUUCCAACUUGCCAUUUGCAGGGAAGUAUUAAAUAACAUACCAAUAAAAGGUACCUUGAUAUCCACACUUGUGAUAAUAGGUUUGGUUUACUGGAGUACCUUUAACCAUGUACUGUAGCAGAAAGCUCCAGGAGACAGGCUCUUGGCUAACACUCUUUCCACAGGAGAACUUCAUGCCUUCAGGGAAGUAAGAAAAUGUGCCUUGUUGUAGAUAAAUAGGCACAAAGCAGUGUCCCUUAAGGGUAAGAAGGGCAAGAGAGGGUAAGAAAAGCCAGGGCAUGAUAGCUGGUAAAAAACAAUCUGUGGGAUUUGGUAAAUCCUUUUUUCACUAAAAGGAUGAUUUCUGUGGGGGAAGUGAUGGUGAUUUUCACUUUGUGCUUGACAGUUGCCUGUAAAUGGCCUGAAGUGCUUAGAAAAGAGACAUUUUUGCUGUCUAUAAAUCUGUCAUUUUAGCUAAAAGAUGUGAAAGAAAACUGCUGUGCAAAAUAGGAGUCUUCUGGAAAGUCAAAGGUCAGCUCUUUUGCCGCCCUAACUUGGCAGAACUCUGUUAAAGUUGAUAAAGCCAUGCGGACUAAAGGCAGACAAGGAGCUGGUCCAAAUUUUCUUUUAAACUUUCUAUUAGAAAAGACUAAGACUGAAGGCUGUGAAAACUUUUCAUCACCUGCCCUCCCUUCCUCCCCAUUGUAUCAAAGAAUAGCAGGACUGAGUUAGGUGAGAGUUGUGCCUUUGCAAAGUUUUGCUAUGAGCAUAACAGCUAGCAUGUAUUGUUUUCUAGAGACCUUAAACAAACAAGAGUUGGGAUUAUUCACUGUAUAUAUCUAUAUUUUGUUGCCACAUGAAGCUACAUUUGUAGGGGGCUGAAGGACUUGCCUGUUGUCAUCUGGUAAAGAAAAUAAAACGAUUGAAAAUCACACAUCUGGUUAGUGAGAGAGCCAGGAACAGAACAUGGGUUUUGUGAUCAUCAGUUCAGCAGAUUGCUCCCUAAAGAGAGGGAGGGCAGGGUCUACGUGUCCAUCUAUGCUCAUCUGACAAGAUGGUGUUUCAGAAACCACCCGAUGGGGGCUGGGGCUGGGUGAUUGUUAUCGUUUCCUUCUUUACUCAGUUCUUGUGUUACGGAUCACCGCUGGCGGUGGGAGUCUUGUAUUUGGAAUGGUUGGAUGCUUUUGGAGAAGGCAAAGGCAAGACUGCUUGGGUUGGAUCACUAGCAAAUGGAAUCGGAUUGCUUGCCAGUCCUGUGUGCAGCAUAUGUGUAUCAUCCUUUGGAGCAAGACCAGUAGCAAUCUUCAGUGGCUUUAUGGUGGCUGGUGGCCUCAUGAUGAGCAGUUUUGCACCAAACAUAUACUUUCUCUAUCUUUCAUAUGGGAUUGUUGUUGGACUCGGAUGUGGCCUUCUGUAUACUGCAACAGUCACCAUCACUUGCCAGUAUUUUGACAAACGCAGAGGCCUUGCACUUGGUCUGAUUUCAACAGGCUCAAGUGUUGGACUCUUUAUAUAUGCAGCGUUACAAAGAGAGCUUAUUGAGCUGUACGGACUGGAUGGUUGCCUGCUAAUAGUUGGUGCACUCUCUCUAAAUAUAUUAGCAUGUGGCAGCUUAAUGAGACCAUUGGAGUCAUCUGAUUCCCCUUCAACAGAAAAAGCACGUAUAGACAAAGUCCCAGAUCAAUACUUUGUUUACCAUGAAAAAGAAAAAACUGUUGAAGAAAAUAUAAGCAUCCUUGAAAAGGGCUACACUGAUGAGAAAUGCACAAACAAUGUGCCUGACUACAAACAAGAUAAUAUUUUAAAUAAGAAUGUAUUAAGCUCAAUAAAUGUAAAUGAGAAAGACACUUAUAAAAAGAAAGUUGUGGAACAGACAAACUUCUGCAAGCAACUAGCUAAAAGAAAAUGGCAGCUCUAUUUGAACUACUGGGAGGAAACUGUGGUUCUUUUUAAGAACAGAGUAUUUUCAGCUCUCUUUUUUGCCAUUUUGCUCUUUGAUAUUGGUGGAUUUCCUCCUUCUCUGCUCAUGGAAGAUAUAGCAAGAAGUGCAAACAUCAAUGAAGAAGACUAUCAUAUGCCCCUUGUUUCCAUUAUAGGCAUUAUGACUGCUAUUGGCAAACUUAUUUUAGGAAUACUGGCAGAUUUUAAGUGGGUUAACACAUUGUAUCUAUAUGUACUUACAUUACUAAUGAUGGGAGCAGCCUUGCUUGCAAUUCCAUUUGCCAGAAGUUACUUCACAUUAGCAGUGCUUUCUGGGAUUCUGGGUUUUCUGACUGGGAAUUGGUCAAUUUUUCCAUAUGUAACAACAAAGACUGUGGGAAUUGAGAAACUGACUCAUGCUUAUGGGAUACUGAUGUUCUUUGCUGGACUUGGAAACAGCCUUGGACCACCAAUUGUAGGUUGGUUUUAUGACUGGACGCAGGAGUAUGACACUGCAUUCUAUUUCAGUGGCUUUUGUGUUUUACUGGGAGGAUUUCUUCUGCUGUUGGCAGCGUUACCCUGCUGGAAUGCCUGUACCAGUCAGAGCUCAAAGCUGCCUCCAAAUACUUACUCCUACAAAGUUGCAUCUAGUGCUUAGGUGACAACUGGGAAACACUACUUUAUGCCUUUUUUAUAUAUUAUAUAGCAAAGGACUUUAGUAAUUUUUCACUUAUUUAUGAAGUCCAAAAAUCCUUAUCUACUAGAAAAAUUAUGUUCCUGUUUAUAUUCAGCUUUUUUUUCUUUUUUUUUAUCCUUUUCCCAUCCCCUUUUUUUAAGAACAAUAUUAUCUUAUAAAAUCUUAUUUUGUCUACUGUGCACUGUGUUUUCUGCCUUUGUCUACUGCAAUUUCCUCUCAGCCUGUAAUGGAUAUAUUGUGCUGUAUUAUUGGCUGUACUGUUUUUGUUGUUGUUGUUUUUUAAGGGAUAGGGAGUGUGGAGGGUUGAAGACAUCGAAGCAAAAAUGAAGGCCUAUUUCUUAUUGGAGAAGACUGGCAUUUCUGUCACCUUUUGUAGGUCUCCAAGAUGCACAAUCAGACUUUAUGAAACAAACAUUUGCCUUAUGAGAAUAUAAUGCUAUGGCAAGGUGCUCGUAACAUAAUGUUUAGAUUAACCUUCUGACUUCUUAAAGUUUCUCCAAUUUACAAUUAAGUGCCAAUGAGGGAGGAAGAACAAAACCAUCCUUCUGUUGCAUUAAUGAACUUCAUGAUGAAAGUAAAGAUUCUUACUACCACUGCGACUGAGGACUAUGUUUAUAAUUAUUGCACUUUUGGUGAAGUUUGUUUAUGAUACUGUUGAACCAAAAUCUUUCAAACCAAGGAAUAAACAUGAUUUUUGAAACCA
This is a messenger RNA of Tympanuchus pallidicinctus (lesser prairie-chicken), 3631 nucleotides long. RefSeq names its product solute carrier family 16 member 9 (gene SLC16A9). NCBI's taxonomy places the organism in Eukaryota, Metazoa, Chordata, Aves, Galliformes, Phasianidae. Gene Ontology annotation, biological process: monocarboxylic acid transport; transmembrane transport. The record is from RefSeq and is a predicted model, not a curated record. The transcript has 8 exons. Bases 1366 to 2889 code for a protein of 507 amino acids. Gene Ontology annotation, molecular function: monocarboxylic acid transmembrane transporter activity.